CCACGCGCCCCACUUCUUCUCUCUCUCGUAUAGCUGUUAUCGUUUGCGAAUCCGAACCCCAGCGUUCUCGUCUUGACUAGGACCACCUUCCGGUGACGAUCCGUACUGUAGUUCGGUGACUCUACGGCCACAGCGAAGGAGAAGCAUUUUUACACCUGAAUCAUCGGCAAAAUGGUUACCUUUGAAAUGAAUGAUCGAAAGAAGAUUGGAUUAGGAUUAACUGGCUUUGGUGUAUUCUUUUCAUUCCUUGGGAUUGUCUUCUUCUUUGACAAGGGACUACUAGCCAUGGGAAAUAUCCUCUUUGUUUCUGGUGUGUCCUUGACCAUUGGACUAAAAUCAACUUUACAAUUCUUCAUGAAACGGAGUAACUUCAAGGGAACAAUUUCAUUUGGCAUUGGAUUCCUUAUUCUCAUAUUAGGAUGGCCUAUUCUGGGCAUGAUUCUGGAGGCUUAUGGGUUCAUAGUACUCUUCAGUGGUUUCUGGCCUACAUUAGCUGUCUUCGUGCAAAAGAUUCCCAUUCUCGGCUGGUUGUUUCAACAACCAUUUGUUAGAUCGCUGUUUGAUCGCUACAGAGGUAGACGAGUGCCAGUGUAAGGAAAGAUUCUCUUAAUCACAAUGUAGCCGUAAGUGCACUUGUAACUGAAUGUAAAGAAAACAUACAGAUGGAGACCUGACUCUCUAAGUUCGCAUCGCGAUGGAAGAAAAUCAUUGUCACUUUUCUAUGAUACUGCAAAGGAAAAUGGAAAGGGAGAAGUUUUGGUUUGGUUUUGCUAUUUUCCUUGUUUUGUCUCUCUCUUCCUCCCCCCCUUCCUUUUGGUAUUUCAUGCCUAGUGGAAGAUUCAUUGAUCAGUUGUCAGUUGUCAGUUGUCAGUUGUGUAACUCCGAUUACCUUACCAUCCCAGCUAGACAACUUUGGAGAAGCAUCUAUCUGUACGCAGUAUUCUAUUGGUACUUGUAGUGCAUUCAUUAUAGGAAUAUAACGACGAAUUGUUUUCAGGCAUACUAUACUUUGUCCUGGCUGGUUUGCCCAUCAAAUGAUAAGAUGUUACCUUCAUAUUUCACUUCCA
Molecule: messenger RNA, 1067 nt
Organism: Neltuma alba
Lineage: Eukaryota; Viridiplantae; Streptophyta; Magnoliopsida; Fabales; Fabaceae
Product: vesicle transport protein GOT1-like
Exons: 7
Coding region: 172-594 (140 amino acids)
Biological process (GO): endoplasmic reticulum to Golgi vesicle-mediated transport; retrograde transport, endosome to Golgi
Source: RefSeq, a predicted model, not a curated record